CCCUUAACUCCCUCGUGGGCCUUGGAACCCUUCCUCACACUUCGCCAGUUCUCACCUCUCCUCUUCCCUUCUCCUCUCGCGGACGGCUGAUCCAGCGGCGGCGGCGGCGGCGGCGCUACGCUGCGGUAGGCAUCGAGCUCGGCGGCGGCGGCGGCAUCAUGGCGCUGCGGAUGGCGGCGGCCGCGUUCGUGCGGCGCCUGGUGCCGGCGCGCCCCCCGGCGCUCCUGGCGGAGGCGGAGGCCGUGACGUGCGGGCGCGGGGACAAGAAGACCAAGCGCGGGAAGCGGUUCAAGGGCUCCUACGGCAACUCGCGGCCGAAGCGGGACAAGAAGAUCGAGCGCAUCAAGGACCGCGUCGAGGUGCCCCGCUCCACCCCGUGGCCCCUCCCCUUCAAGCUCAUCUGAGCUCAGGGACCACCCCCCCUCUUCGGUUCGUCGGGCUACCUAGGGUCUCACUUUAUCCCCUAUCGAUUACUGCCACUCUCAGCUGCUUUACUUAGUUUGUUUCCCAAAUUAGGCUGUGUGUACCAUCGGAUCGAAUUGCCAUGUUGCAACAAUUUCGGACAGUGCAGUCGCUCUGGAUGAAAUGGAUUGUUUUAUGUGCCCUCUUGUCAUCGUGUUAUCUGGAUGAUGAUUAUAAUAAAUCAUUGCAAAUGAGAUUCUAUA
This is a messenger RNA of Hordeum vulgare subsp. vulgare (domesticated barley), 665 nucleotides long. RefSeq names its product 30S ribosomal protein S31, mitochondrial. Gene Ontology annotation, cellular component: ribosome; plastid. The transcript has a single exon. Gene Ontology annotation, biological process: plastid translation. Lineage: Eukaryota; Viridiplantae; Streptophyta; Magnoliopsida; Poales; Poaceae. The record is from RefSeq and is a predicted model, not a curated record. The coding region runs from base 159 to 404 and encodes 81 amino acids.